AUGUACCCCACCCUCACAGCACGACAUCCAGGAACACCUCUCAGCCACGAUGAGGCAGUAAACCGUAAGGAGGACAUUGUAUUAAUAGUUGAAAAAUGUUUAAAAAAUGGUAUAAAAGCAAUGUUAAUUGGCUCUGUGCUUUCCUGGCUUGCGUCUCUGGAAGACAAUCCUUUAUUCAACUGUGGCUAUGGUUCAAAUCCUACAAUGGAUGGUUCUGUAGAAUGCGAAGCUGGUUUCAUGUCAUCGGACGGACUGCGAUUUGGUGGAGUGGGAGUAGUUUCGCGUUUGAAAAAUCCCAGCAAAGUAGCGAAGGCGAUUGCUUAUGCCGGUAACAGUAGUGGUCUGGUCUCGCCAAUGGUUUUGGUAGGAUCAGGAGCGGAAAAGUGGGCGGAGAAGAGAGGUUUCACAUUGAAUGAUCCAAAUACGUUAGCUGGAAUAAAAACAGAUGAAAUUUGGAAAAAGGCACUUGAUGCUGCCGGAAAAGAAGAUAUGGCAGAGGCCUGUACAUCUAGUGGUGGUCUCAUACUUAAAUCACCUGGACGUCUUGGACAUUGCACAAUUUUUGGGAGCGGUUUAUGGGCGGAGAAAAGAGGAAAUACGUGUAUUGGAGUGACUGUAAGUGGAUGUGGUGAAGCCAUAGUAAGAGCUGAUUUUUGUCGAUCACUAUCGAAACGUCUUUUUGCUAGAGAUCCAGAUGAGCUUCCUGCUGAAGUAAUUCGAACAUUUUUUGAGCAUGAAUUUCUGGAUUUGGUUCUGAUGUCGACUAUAGCCGCUAAUCGUCUAUAUGUUGGUGGAUUAGUGCUUCUAAGAGAAGAAGACAAACGCUAUGAACUGAUUGUCUUCCAUAACACUCCUGUGCUUCCGUUCGCUUAUCGGAAGGGUUCGAUUAUUAGGAGAAGUUUGUCUCAGUUACCUCCAGGGUGUAAAAUCCUUGUGGAAUCUUAUAUGUGUUGA
Messenger RNA from Angiostrongylus costaricensis, 954 nucleotides. The record is from the annotation of a GenBank genome assembly. Lineage: Eukaryota; Metazoa; Nematoda; Chromadorea; Rhabditida; Metastrongylidae.